GUGCCUGGAGAGGAUCUGUGAGCUCCUCCAUCAUCACUGUUUCUGUGUGAGGCAGCAGCUCCGGAGCUUUCAGCCAUUUUCUCCUCAGCCUCCUCUCAGUCCGGAUCCUCAGGGUGUGAACCGGCUCCGUGUCCGACCCGGGUCUGACUGCAGGUGUGAACGGACCGGCCGGGACCCGGGUUACCUUCCUCCAUCAGCUCCACAUGUGACAGCGGUGAUGCAGACAGCUCGUGGACUCAACACCGACAACACACCGUGAAGCAUCAUGGGAGGUGGCAGAUGGAGGAGCCGGCCGUGGGCCGACCAGAGCCUGUGACACACACACACACACACACACACACACACACACACACACAAAUCAUGGAACAAGGCUUCAGCUUAAACACGCUGAAGAAGCUGGCGGCAGAGCCAGACUACACCGAUGUGUCGCUGACGGCGGCGGAGCGAGUGCGGGCGCUAGGGAAGAUGGGAUGCAGCGUGGAGAUCAACGAGGACAUCGCACCGAGGCGCUACUUCCGCUCCGGCGUGGAGAUGGAGCGCAUGGCAGCGGUCUACUUGGAGGAGGGAAGCCUGGAGAACGCCUACGUCCUCUACACCAAGUUCAUCACUCUGUUUGUAGAGAAGCUGCCGACGCACAGAGACUACCAGCAAUGCAGCGUCCCCGAGAAACAGCUCAUCAUGAAGAAACUUCAGGAAGUUGCGUUUCCUCGUAAAGACGAGUUGAAGAAACGUCUUCAGGAGAAAUACAGCAGGGAACACACCGAGUACCUCAGAGCACAGAGCCAGGCGGCAGCGGUGGUGGUGGAUGGGUGUAGCCAGCAGCUGCAGAGACUCUCCCUAUUGGGUGAGGACAGGAGGCGGUACGUGCUGUUGGAGGAGGAGCGUCAGCGUGUCGCCACCCUGCGACGCAUGCAGAUUGAAUCAGAACAGUUUCGUUACUUCGAGGACCAGCUGAGGCGUCAGGAACUGGCCAAUAGGAGAGGAGAGGAGGCGGGGCUGAAGGUUCAGACCAAAGUGCCUGAAGUGACAGACGGCUCCUGUCUGUCCCAGCAACCAAUCAGAGACAGUGUUCGAUCCCAGGGGGCGGAUCCUAACCGGAACAGACCGCUAGCUCCUAUCAGCCAACCAGCCGCCACGCUGGCUGGAGUACACACCCACAGGGUGGAGGGUCUGCGGCGGGUGGUGGUUCCCAGAGAUCUGACAUAUCGUUUCCUCCUGCUGGCCGACUCCAACACCGCCAGAGGAAUAGAGACAUGUGGAGUCCUCUGUGGACGACUGACGCACAACGAGUUCCUGCUGACUCACGUGGUCAUCCCCAAACAGUCGGCCGGGCCGGAUUUCUGUGACAUGGAGAACGUGGAGGAACUCUUCAGUUUCCAGGACCAACAGAACCUGCUGACACUCGGCUGGAUUCAUACUCAUCCCACUCAGACGGCCUUCCUCUCAAGUGUCGACCUACACACUCACUGUUCUUAUCAGCUGAUGCUGCCAGAGGCCGUUGCCAUCGUCUGCGCCCCCAAACACAACGACACCGGUGUGUUCAGGCUGAGCGGUCCGGGGAUGUCGGAAGUUUCCGGCUGCAGACUCAAAGGUUUCCAUCCUCACUCCAAGGAUCCUCCUCUCUUCACUGUGUGUAAACACGUGGAGGUGAGGGACUCAAAGAUCAGCCUGCUGGACCUCAGGUGACAGACAGGAGGCGGCGUUCGUUUUUAAUGUCUGAAGAGGAAACUGUGAACACACUGCCACUGUGUGUGUGUGUGUGUGUGUGUGUGUGUGUGUGUGUGUGUGUGUGUGCGGGCGUGCGUGCGUGUGUGUGUUCAGUUUUUUGGGAGUUUUUUGUGAACUUUGUUUUUUGAAGUUUUAUUUGAGCCUCUGAAGCAGCUGCUGCCGUACAUAAAUAUGAAUCUAUAUUUUUGCGGUGUCCGUGUGGAUCAGUUUCUCCGACCCUGUGUGAUGUGACGAUGUGUGUUUUAAUAUUAACAGCAGAUAUGACGUGUGUGUGACAGCUGAAGUGACAGAGUGCCUUCUCAUCAAACACCCACAUCACGUCUGAGUCUGUCGUCGACAGCAGAAACAUUUAUCUGCUCUGUAAAUCACCGCUCCUGAAAGUCUGAAGGUAAAUGUUCUUUUAGUUCUGGUGCUCUUUGAUUACCUGCGGUGUCACACCGGCACGCUUUUGUCCUCUGAUGUGUAACGGUGGCGCUCUCUUGUUCUCUGCAAAGUGCAAAGGCGGAGUUAUACUUGUGCGUCAGCUCUAUGCAGAGCCUACGCCAUAGUCUACACCUCUGUGAGCAUUUAUACUUGUGCGGUGGUGUGUCUGUGUCACUCUGCAGUUACACCUCCAAACCACUAGUGGGCGGUGGGGUUUCUGUUAAGUGCUGUAAAGUUUAGUUGAUUCAAAACACACAUUAAACACAUUAAACACACAUUAAACACACAUUAAACACACAUUAAACACAUUAAACACACAUUAAACACAUUAAACAUGGCUUAAUAGAGACAAUUUCAAACACAAGAACACAAAUCAGCUUCACUAUAACUCGCAACAUUCACAGACAAACACUUGUCUUUAUCUGGACACAUUUUCCCCACAAAUACAACAUGCUAACGUUAUUAGCACAAGCCUAUGGCAUUUUACAUUGUAUAAAUUAGCCUAGCAGCUAGCAGAGAUUUCCUCUGCUCAUAUUUCAGCCAGGAUAAAUCACACAGUCUGUGGAGGCUUUAUUGUCUUCACAGUUUAUUGUUUCUUACCUGUGAAAUUAAAGUAAAUAAAGGCUUUGUGUCCACUGAGGGAAAUGGUUUCAGCUUACAGAGACAGACAGGAGGUCUGCGUCACUGUGACGUGUUGUUACAUUUCUGGAGUGAGUGUCAGACUACGGCGUAGACUCUGCGUUGACACUGUGGAGCUCUCAUUCUCUGAUGUCACACGGCGGCACUCACUCAUUCUCUGGAGACAGGGACACGCCCCUCCAGCUGCUGAGAUGAAGCUUCAGAUAUUUUUAUGAAGGAAACAUUUUUAAACCACGUCGACAUGAAUUCAGAGCACAGACGUGAUUCAGUUGGAUUUUAAAUGAACCUGUUUUUAUGGGAAAUAUAAUUUAAACGUACAGACGCUGACUGUUUUGGGAUCAGGUCAGGUGCUGCGCCCCCUACAGGCAGGACCAGGAACUGAACUCUUAACACUGCAGUGUGAACAGAGCAGCUGGAUGAGAUUCAGUUUGUGCACCAGCAGAUGUGUGUGUGUGGGUUGUUUUUCAAAAUGCCAUUUUGUGGUAAUAAAACACAAACUGCUGCUCCAACA
Molecule: messenger RNA, 3301 nt
Organism: Epinephelus moara (kelp grouper)
Lineage: Eukaryota; Metazoa; Chordata; Actinopteri; Perciformes; Serranidae
Gene: stambpl1
Product: STAM binding protein-like 1
Exons: 12
Coding region: 280-1686 (468 amino acids)
Biological process (GO): protein K63-linked deubiquitination
Cellular component (GO): endosome; membrane
Molecular function (GO): protein binding; metal-dependent deubiquitinase activity; K63-linked deubiquitinase activity
Source: RefSeq, a predicted model, not a curated record